CAAACACAACACAUUUUACAAGCACUCGUAUAGUUUUCUAGGAGCUAUCACGGCACAAUUACCUCGGAAUUAUCCAAAACAAAAUUUUGUCAAGGAAGAUAUAAUUUUCACUUCGUGCUUCAACAAAUCACAAACCAAAAGUCGAUGUUCUUCACAUCAAACACCGCAGCUCACAUCACAAUCCAUCAAACAAAAACACUCAAAGCCACUUCAAAAUGCCUAUCAUAAACGAAAUUCACGAAUCUCUCCCAUAUAUUGACGCCGAGCCCACCCCACUCGAACGAGCCGCUGCCGAAUCUCUCAUUACCACCUAUUUAGAGCCCGCCUCAACAUCCACUCCACACCCCUCUCUCCCACCACUCUUACCCUCCAACCUCUCUCCAGCCCUUGCUGCUGAAAAUGCCCGGAUAUCCUCCUCAACGCCUCCACCACCUCUAAAUGCCAUCGACCUAAGCCGCUACGAAACACUUUCCCCCUCCGAAUCAUCAGUCCCAGUUUCAACCCUCCUCUCCCAAGCCUACACCUCUCAAACCUAUCUCAAGACGCGUCUCACCAACCUCUCCCUACUUGAUCAAUUUGGCAAAAAUGCUUGGUUAAUCGGAAACACGCAGUUGGAAGAUAUAUUAAAGGGGUUGGAGAGGGAAGUGGCGGCCAAGAAGGAUGAGAUUGAUGUUGUAGUGAUGGGGAGGAAGAAUGGGCAGGAAGCAGUGGAGGCGGAGAUGAGAGGCUUAGAAGAAGGGUGGAAGAAGGGAGUUGGGAGGGUGUUGGAGACGGAGGUGGCGGCUGAAGGUGUUAGGAGGGAGAUUCUGGAGAGAAGGAGGGCGGGUGCUAGUUGAUUUCAAGUUAAGAGCAUAUAACGUUUGGACUAGGGAGGAGGGGAAGAAGGACUGAAGUACUAGCUGGGUUUUGGUUGGUACUAUACGACAUCAAAACGUGCGUGCAUAUUCACAGUAGGGAUAUCAUUUGGAUUGCAUCAUGAUUCAUAAAAUUA
Molecule: messenger RNA, 991 nt
Organism: Sclerotinia trifoliorum
Lineage: Eukaryota; Fungi; Ascomycota; Leotiomycetes; Helotiales; Sclerotiniaceae
Source: the annotation of a GenBank genome assembly